ACUUCUCCCGCGAUCAAAAAUUCGUUACAGAAAAUGUAAAUCAGAGUUUGGAUUUGUGGAUGGUUCUAGGACCCAUGUCAGCGUGAGCAACUUCUAGGAACUUUGGAAGUCUGCUUGUGCUCCGUUCGGGCUUCUGAGAGCGCCUGUGGUUCCUUUGUUCCCGUUAAGAUACCCCAAAUUCCCAUGCCAGGGCUCCGUAUCGUCAAAGCAAUGAUGUCUCUAUGAACUUCUGUCAGAAGACGAUUCUGCCGAUUGUUCCCGUGGGGCGACCGCCAGUUUAGCUGUUUAUGAUUGUCGAGCUCAUCAUGCAUCGAACGCCCUAGAGCUUUGACGCUUUGUACCUCUUGGUGCAUAUAUAUUUCCUUCCUUCGUCCUCAGAUCAACUUGAUGCACUAUGGCUAGCCCCAACAGUACUGACCCAUUGGCAGGCCUGCCUCCUGCGCCGAACCCGCUCACUCCUUUGGCAUGGCUGCCUCCAGACACCGCCUUUCAAUAUGAGAUCGAGAGGUACCUCGUAGCCUGUGUCGUUGGGGCUUGGUUAUGGGACGUCUUGAUGGCUUUAGCCAGUGACUUUAGGAUGUUCACUCGAAACAAGUUCGGCCUGUCCGACGUUGCGUACAUUUUGUCGCGGCUUCUGACCGGUGGCUUCAUCAUGAGCACAUUCCUUUUGUUGAUUGCUCCUCUGAAAGACUGCCACGCCGCCAUCAAAGUCGUCAGCUGGUUCGCCGCCUUCGCACUACCGUGCAAUUCAUUCCUUUUCUUCAUCAGAGCCAGGGGCGUUUUCUACCGAAAUCAAUUUAUCGUUUGGGGAUUUUUCGCCCUCUGGCUUACCACCUUCGCUUCGAUUACCACUCCUUUCUCUUUCGAUGCUAUUCGUCUCGGCCCUACGAAUGUGUGUAUCAACAAUAUCGUCAAGCGAUUCAGCGCGGCCAGUUUCGUCGCUAUCGCUUUCUUCGACACGUCGGUCUUCAUCGCCAUCUCACUCAAAAUUUCUUCCUACGGGAUGGCGGACGAUUUGAAAGGCCGCAUGAAAUCCUUCCUGACUGGCAAUGGCAUGGGCCACGUCUCUAAGGCGCUACUACAAACCGGACAGCUUUAUUACAUGACCACUGUCGUACUUAAUCUUGUGGCCAUGAUUCUCCUCCUCACUCCGUCGCUUCCCCUUGUUUACCAAGGGAUGAUGACUGUCCCCAACGUCGCCCUCCAGAAUGCUAUGGCCUGCCGAGUCUUCCGUCUCCUCAAGCUUGGCAUCAUCCAAGACAACCCUACCAUGCCAACGCACUCUUCCUUCGGUCGAACUGGUCACUCGACUCUACAGUUCCCGGGCACAAGGACGGACAUCAGCGAGACGUUGCAAGGAGACCGGUCGCCGGAUACGAUUGGUCUUUCGACAUUUGCGUCGAAGGGGGAUGCACGGAGUCCGAUUCGAAUCACCAUUCGCGAAGAGACAGCGACAGAUGGGAAGGAUUUGAGUCCAGCGGAUGUGAAGGAAAGAAUUUCUAGUGAAUAUGCUGUCUAAGCAGCUGGUGUUUGGAUGACCGGACGUUGGUCUUGUAGAUAUCUGUAGUUUGAAAACAAAAGUAUACCCAACGUGUACAUACUGUAGGAGAUACCCAAACCAACGGCCUCGUAGACAUAACGUCUUUAUGUGAGAAGCGAUACCAAUGGUUUAGGGUCGGUUCUUUGAAACAGCGCUCGGGUAUGAAAGGAAAUUCAUACGAUACGAUUAUUACGGUAAUGCUGUAUGGUACAUUUGUCUUCAGAAUGUCCGAAGUCCAUCC
Messenger RNA from Somion occarium, 1781 nucleotides. NCBI's taxonomy places the organism in Eukaryota, Fungi, Basidiomycota, Agaricomycetes, Polyporales, Cerrenaceae. The record is from the annotation of a GenBank genome assembly.